CUCGUCGCGGCCCAGGCUCGCCGCUUGGCAAUGGGGAGGCUGUCCGUUCCAGACGUGUUGCGGCGUCCCCGGUGGCACCACGGUGACUGUGUGCUCCCAGGGGACGGCAGACACGCGUCCGACAAGAACAGCAUCGUGCGAGUGGACCCCCCGACUCCAACUCGGGGCGAGCGCGCGCCGGAUUGCCAGGAGAACUGCGGCCAUCAGACACUCCCCAAGUGCAGCACAGGAUACGUCGGGCUUGUCCCACUAUCGUCGCUGGUAUUGUCAGCAUCAUCCCCACCACACCGCCACUCCUCACCACCAUCCGUAUCCAUUUGGGCUUGCGCGGCUGGUGAGAAGAGUAUUGGUCAAUGAACGGCGAAUGCUCCGUCACACAAGCGAGGCUUAAAACCCAAAGCCGUUCGCUUCGUCCGCUCGCGGAAGGAUUCAUAGCGACCAGCGCCAGCAUUCGCACGCGUGCUGGCGAGGUCGGACCCAUGUCUUCAAGGUCUCGCCUCCAUCGCCUGCUCACUGCCGCGUGGGUCGCGACUGUGGCCUCUGGCGCGAAGGCGCCGCAGCUUCGUGUGCGACAGGCGGGCACAGCAGCCGUCAGGCCCAGCAGCCUGGCCGGAAGUUCCGCGACGGCGGCGGCAUCGGACGUUGCGUGAUGGGGGAGCGAGGUAAUCGUGGGGGGGGGGUGGCGGCAGAGGGUGCGCCUCCCGUGCCCAGACCGGGCCCCCCGUGGCCCAAGAGGGGCACGUAAGGCCAGGGUCGCUCCCCCUCCCCCAGCUUAUCGCCCCCCCCGUUGAGCAACGCCCGACGGCAGCGGGCUGUGCGUCGGCGGCGCGCCUGCCCCAGGCGGAGGUGUUCAACAGGACGCUGCUGUGGCGGGAGGAAGGUCUCGCCCCGGUUCUCCGGGAGUACAGCGUGUACAUCCCCGAGAGCUACAGGCCCGGGGCGCCCAGCGGCCUCGUCCUGGUGUUCCACGGCUGGGGCGACCCCUCCAAAGGGGUGCAGAUGGGCAUGGGGCCCUGGCCCAGUUAUUACCACUCCUUCUACGACUACCGCAGGGCUGCAGAGAGCAGCGGGUUCAUCACGGUGUACCCGGUAGGGCUCUCCGACUGCCGGGGCAAGGAGUGUUUCGAUACGCAGAACAAGAGGGGGUAUGAGUCUUGGAACGCAACAGGGUCAACGUCGUCUAGAGAUGGUGGCAAUGCCACAUGCGACUUGAGCGUCAAGGAAGGCAACACCUGUUACCGUAGCACAGCUAUCAGAAAAGGAGGGUGCCACAAAUGUGAUUGGACAACUGGGUACAACGAUGUCGGAUUCGUUCAGCAGUUAGUUGACGAGUUGAAGUCUACACUGUGUGUUGACCCCAAGCGCAUUUUUGCCACGGGUUGCUCCAACGGCGGCAUGUUCGUUCACGAUUUGGCGAAGCAUAUGUCAGGGACGUUUGCGGCUGUGGCUGCCAAUUGUGCUGGGAAGCCACACAAAGGUUUCGAGACAUUGCCAGAAGGUCUUCCUAUCUCAAUGAUGCUCGUCACAGGCAAGCAGGAUCAUACUAUCCGCGGGCUCGGUAUCUCCGUGGGCCAGGCCUGGUGGGACGGCUUUAAGUAUGCGAGCAGAGCGGAUGUUUUCGAAGCUUAUCGUGUGCGCAACCGGUGCCCACGCGACAUGGCAAAGAGAAGCUACAUUUCGAUGCGGGCAGUACGCAGGCCGAGCACGAGGAUGAGGGGCGGCUUGGCUGGCGGCGGCACCGUCCUCACGCAGAACGGAUCCGACGUGACGAGUGAGAAUGCGGGUUACCAUGAGCACUCGAUGUCUUGCUACCAGCUCUACUACGGGUGCGCUGGCAAUUCAAGCCUUGUGUCUUGUGAGUGGGAUGGUGGGCACGACAUCAUGCAGGGCGAGCCGUCCGCUACGUAUGGCUUCUUCGCCCAGCACCCGCGUAGUUGAGCCGACCAUUGCGCGUGGCACUGUUGUUGUUGGGGUUGACGGCCAGACCUAUGGGCCCCCCAACCGCCACCUCCGGCACAAGAAGCCGUAGGGUGGAAGCAAUAGACAAAGACCGAGCGCCUACCGAGACCACAGGAAGGAUGUGGCAUGGCGGCCAACAAGAAAACAAGCCCAC
Molecule: messenger RNA, 2113 nt
Organism: Prorocentrum cordatum
Lineage: Eukaryota; Dinophyceae; Prorocentrales; Prorocentraceae
Source: the annotation of a GenBank genome assembly